Bursaphelenchus xylophilus (pine wood nematode) is the source of this 786-nucleotide messenger RNA. NCBI's taxonomy places the organism in Eukaryota, Metazoa, Nematoda, Chromadorea, Rhabditida, Aphelenchoididae. The record is from the annotation of a GenBank genome assembly.
AUGGACGAAUACACAAGAGAACCAUGGUAAAUUUAUGUUUUCGAUUAAAAAAAAUAUUGCUUUAGGUAUAAUUGAUGUUUUUGGUCGUAAAAAGUAUAAUUUUUAACCUUUCUGCUUAGUUCAUUUAUUUUUUUAGUCCGUAUCGAAUUUUCGACGAUGUUGGCAGCGCAUUUUCCAUGGGCCUGGUGGGUGGAUCGAUUUUCCAUUCAAUUUCCGCUUAUCGACAUGCCGCGAAAAAUCAAAAACUCUCCAGUAUGCUGCGUGAAAUCCGUUUGAAAUCGCCUGUGACCGGUGGGCAAUUCGGUGCGUGGGGUGGAAUGUUCAGCACGAUUGAUUGUACUUUAGUUGCGAUUCGAAAAAAGGUAAAAAAUUAUAUUAUACUUGACUGUAGAUGGUUACUUUCAAAAAAAAUAUUAUAUCUUCUUUAGUUUUUACGGUAGAAUAAUUGUUUAUGGCUCAUAUUUAAGCUAAUGGUGUCUUCUUUGAUUUCAGGAAGACGCUUUUAAUUCAAUUGCCUCAGGCGCUUUGACCGGAGCAUUUCUUUCCAUCCGGUCAGGGCCAAAAAUAAUGGCCGGUUCCGCGAUCCUCGGUGGCACGGUGCUAGCGAUGAUCGAAGGAAUGGGUGUUGUGAUGACCAGAUUUAUGGGUAACAUGUAUGAUCCCACGCAACAACCGCCUCCAGAGGAUCCACAACAAUUGGCGCCGAAGAAAGAAGCUCCAGAACCGGUGGAGAGCACGGAAGCCCCGCAAACAGCUCCGUUUGGAAUCCCCAAGCUCAACUUGUAA